UGAAACUAGGACUUCCUACAAUCCGGCAAGCACCAGUUCCACCCUAACGGCCCCACCACCACACCCAACCUCCCUCUCUCCUUCGAUUUGGUAUAAAUUCUCCACCAAUCUCGGUGAAAAACCCACAAACAUUCUCCCAUUUCUACUAAUCUCCAUAAUUUACACUCUUCUCCGAUUGCUUCAUCCGCCGCCUUCCGCCACCACUUUCUUUAUCAAUCUCCUCUUAUAUAAACCACCCAUCCAUCCAUCGGCAUCAACAUACAGGUGGAGGAAUAAUUAAUGCUGUUGAGGAUGAAAAUGGUUGUAUUUUUAGCAUUAGGGAUGAUGCUUUUCUUCCAUGGAUGUUCUGCUGCUGAGAUUAACAGAAAAAGCUUUCCAAAUGGUUUUGUUUUUGGAACCGCAUCUUCUGCUUAUCAGUAUGAAGGAGCUGUGAAGGAAGAUGGAAGGGGUCCAGCUAUUUGGGACAAAUUUGCUCAUACAUUUGGUAAAGUAACUGAUUUCAGUAAUGCUGACGUUGCAGUUGAUCAAUACCACUUAUAUGAGGGUGACAUACAAUUGAUGAAGGAUAUGGGCAUGGAUGCUUAUAGAUUCUCAAUUUCAUGGCCAAGAAUUUUUCCUAAUGGUAGUGGUGCAAUCAACCAAGCUGGAAUUGAUCACUACAACACUCUUGUCAACUCUUUAUUAGCCCACGGAAUCGAACCAUACGUGACCCUCUACCAUUGGGACCUUCCUGAAGCUUUGGCAGACAGAUACAAUGGAUGGCUCGACCCUCGAAUCAUUAAUGAUUUUGCGACGUAUGCGGAGACGUGUUUUGAGAAAUUUGGGGAUCGGGUGAAGAAUUGGAUGACGUUUAACGAACCUCAUACUUUUACAGUUCAAGGGUAUGAUGUAGGGCUUCAAGCACCUGGUCGUUGCUCCAUUCUUCUUCGAUUGCUUUGUAGGGCUGGAAACUCGGCGACUGAACCCUACAUUGUUGCUCAUAAUGUUCUUCUUUCACACGCAGCUGCAUUUGAUGUCUACAAAAGAAAAUACAAGGCAAAGCAAAAUGGGCGCAUCGGGGUCGCAUUUGAUGUCAUGUGGUACGUGCCGGGUUCAAAUAAAACCGAGGAUAUUGAUGCAACCCAACGAGCACAAGAUUUCCAAUUGGGAUGGUUCCUUGAUCCUAUAAUGUUUGGAGAUUACCCGAGCUCAAUGAGGACUAGAGUAGGAGACCGCCUACCAAGAUUUUCUAAACUUCAAUCGUAUCUCCUCAAGGGUUCGAUAGAUUUUGUUGGAAUAAAUCACUACACAACUUGGUAUGCGUGGCAUAACUCCACUAGCAUCAUUGGUGUUUUGCUCAAUGACUCUCUUGCGGAUUCGGGUUCCCUUACACUUCCUUGGAAAGACGGGAAAGCCAUGGGCGAUCGGGCAAAUUCUAUAUGGUUAUACAUAGUGCCAGAAGGGUUAAGAAGCUUACUGAAUUACGUCAAGAACAAAUAUGGGAAUCCUCUAGUCAUUAUCACUGAAAAUGGGAUGGAUGACGCAAACAGCCCAUUUAUCUCUCUCAAGAAUGCAUUAAAAGAUGACAAAAGGGUGAAAUACCAUAACGACUAUCUCACAAACUUGCUAGCUGCCAUUAAGGAAGAUGGGUGUAAUGUGAAGGGGUAUUUUGCAUGGUCUCUAUUGGACAAUUGGGAAUGGGCUGCUGGAUACAGUUCAAGAUUUGGACUUUAUUUUGUUGAUUAUAAUGACAAGUUGAAAAGAUAUGCGAAAGAUUCUGCUAUUUGGUUCAAGAAUUUCUUGACUUCUGGUUAGAAGAUUAAGAUUCUUUCAUGUUCACAACAUGAAUGUUAUGAAUAUGAGAUUCGAAAAUGAAAAAGAAAAAAAAAAUGUAUGAAGCAAUUGUUUUGGAUUUGUUGUAUACAGGUAGGAAAAUGAGCACAUAUAUGCAUAAUUUAUAGACAUUGGACUGAUGAAGCAAGUAUAUUAUUGAUUGUGCAAUCAAACACUGUUUGGUUUA
This is a messenger RNA of Lactuca sativa (garden lettuce), 1999 nucleotides long. It is a transcript of the gene BGLU40, whose product is annotated as beta glucosidase 40. Gene Ontology annotation, biological process: carbohydrate metabolic process. NCBI's taxonomy places the organism in Eukaryota, Viridiplantae, Streptophyta, Magnoliopsida, Asterales, Asteraceae. Gene Ontology annotation, molecular function: beta-glucosidase activity. The record is from RefSeq and is a predicted model, not a curated record.